This is a messenger RNA of Heterocephalus glaber (naked mole-rat), 1215 nucleotides long. Lineage: Eukaryota; Metazoa; Chordata; Mammalia; Rodentia; Bathyergidae. The record is from RefSeq and is a predicted model, not a curated record.
CACGUGACCGCAUCGCCUCGCCCCUCAGCGCGCUGCCUGCAGGUUCCGGGAAGAUGGCGAAGGUCUCGGAGCUCUACGAUGUCACUUGGGAAGAAAUGAGAGAUAAAAUGAGAAAAUGGAGGGAAGAAAACUCAAGAAAUAGUGAGCAAAUUGUGGAAGUUGGAGAAGUUAAUGAGUAUGCCUCUAGGCUUGGAGAUGAUAUUUGGAUCAUAUAUGAGCAGGUCAUGAUUGCAGCCCUAGACUAUGGUCGGGAUGACUUGGCAUUGUUUUGUCUUCAGGAGUUAAGAAGACAGUUCCCUGAGCAUAGAGUCAAGCGAUUAACAGGCAUGAGAUUUGAAGCCACGGAACGGUAUGAUGAUGCUAUACAGCUGUACGAUCGAAUUUUGCAAGAAGAUCCAACUAACACUGCUGCAAGAAAGCGUAAGAUUGCCAUUCGCAAAGCCCAGGGGAAAAGUGUGGAGGCCAUUCGGGAGCUGAAUGAGUAUCUGGAGCAAUUUGUUGGCAACCAGGAAGCCUGGCAUGAGCUUGCAGAACUUUAUAUCAGCGAACACGACUAUGCAAAAGCAGCCUUCUGUCUGGAAGAGCUGAUGAUGACCAAUCCCCACAACCACCUGUACUGCCAGCAGUACGCGGAGGUUAAAUGUACCCAAGGUGGACUUGAAAACCUCGAACUUUCAAGAAAGUAUUUUGCACAGGCAUUGAAACUGAACAACAGAAACAUGAGAGCUUUGUUUGGGCUUUACAUGAGUGCAAAAAUGAAGAAGGACAACAUGAAGUAUGCAGGUUGGGCAGCUGAUCAGAUCAACAGGGCUUACCAGUUUGCAGGUCGAAGUAAGAAGGAAACCAGAUACUCUCUUAAGGCUGUUGGAGACAUGCUGGAGACAUUGCAGAUCACUCAGUCUUCAGGCUUCAGACUGCGACAUAGAUGUCACAACUGCACAGUUGGGACUUUCGGCCUGUGACUUCUUUACUAAAGGCUCAAUGCUAUUUAUACUCCAGUUUCUUUGAAGAUGGCAGUUGUAAAGAAUAUGUUUAUAUAAACCAAAAAUGCCUUUCACUGCUAAGCAAGAAGAUGGUGAAUCUGAGGAAGAAUGAUGAAAGAUCUACGAUUGUACACUGGUCUCUUCAUAUCACAUGUCAUACACAACUGCCCUCAGCCGCAGUCCUGUGUAGAAAUGACCUUGUUAAAUAAACCACUGAUUUAUUAGACUUGGA